Molecule: messenger RNA, 2543 nt
Organism: Glycine soja
Lineage: Eukaryota; Viridiplantae; Streptophyta; Magnoliopsida; Fabales; Fabaceae
Exons: 5
Coding region: 397-2337 (646 amino acids)
Source: RefSeq, a predicted model, not a curated record
GGGAACGUAACUUCACGAGCUAAUGCCACUGCCACUGGAACAAAGAGAAAAGAGUUACUACUAAUGUUCACUCUGUUCAGUUUGGAACCUUUUAUUGUUCACAGCCCAAAUUGUUCUUUUUGCCAUUAACAGAAGGAAAUUAGGUUUGGGAUUGGACUGUUCAACUUUUCAAAUCCCAAACCUCUCCUUUAUCCUUUGCCUUCACCACCGUCGUCGAGACCAAAUAGAAAACAGCGGUUCAGAUUGAGAACCACACGCACGGUGCACCUGGCUAAUCGAACAUCGAGGAGUUGGAGUAAUUGAUGUUUGGUGAGGGAAUGCGUUCUUGGGCUUAAUCUUGUUGAAGCGCGUAAGUAGUCCUGUUGCAAAGGAGGACACUGCUAUUGUUGAAGGAAAAUGGGGCCUGCUCCGGACACAAUUGAUUUGGAAGGUUAUGAUGAUGUGAGAGCGAUUCUGAAACCGAAAGGUUCUAAUUCUAAGGAUUGUAGGUUAGAAAGACGAUGGAAGAGAUUUGAAAAUUCAGGUUCAAACAAACAAUUGAAGCACAAUCACAGUGACAGUGGUACAAGAUCAACUGUGAAGAGUCAUGGAAAAGUGGCAAGUUUAACAAUAAAGAAGGGUCAUAUGUCAGAGGAUGAAGUGGAUGAAGAUUACAAAUUCUUUUUGCUUACAUAUGAUCCUCAUAUUGAUGUUGUCAGUGAUAGUGAUGUGGAUGGUUCUGAUGAUGACAUCAACAUUGGCCACAACAAUGACCAUAAUGAUCAUCCUUACAGGGAAGAAGAAAGCUUGCAUAAUAAUCCCAAGUUAGACAAGGGUUCAAAACAAAGGGAUGAGACAGGAAAUCAAAGAAACAAAGGGAGUGAUUCUGUGGGAAAACAGACAAGUGGGUCAAUGAAAGCUAAGCAGAAUUUGGAGGCUAAAAGAGUACUUAGUAAGAAAAGGCUACAUGAAGAUGUUUCUGGUGUCCCCAAGAACAAUGCCCAGACUAAUAAGGAGUUAGAUAUUGUGGACGAAGAUUACCAGAUAUUCCUGAAUUCUUGUAGGGAUGACUAUAUACCUAGUGAAUUAAUAGAAAAGCAGAAUUUGGAGGCUAAAAGAGGACUUAGUAAGAAAAGGCCACAUGAAAAUGUUUCUGGUGUCCCCAACAACAAUGCCCAGACUAAUAUGGAGUUAGAUAUUGUGGACGAAGAUUACCAGAUUUUCCUGAAUUCUUGUAGGGAUGACUAUAUACCUAGUGAAUUAAUAGAAAAGCAGAAUUUGGAGGCUAAAAGAGGACUUAGUAAGAAAAGGCCACAUGAAAAUGUUUCUGGUGUCCCCAACAAUAAUGCCCAGACUAAUAUGGAGUUAAUUGUUGUGGAUGAGGAUUACCAGAUAUUCCUGAAUUCUUGUAGGGAUGACUAUAUACCUAGUGAAUCAAUAGGAAAGCAGAAUUUGGAGGCUAAAAGAGGACUUAGUAAGAAAAGGCCACAUGAAAAUGUUUCUGGUGUCCCCAACAACAAUGCCCAGACUAAUAUGGAGUUAAUUGUUGUGGAUGAGGAUUACCAGAUAUUCCUGAAUUCUUGUAGGGAUGACUAUAUACCUAGUGAAUUAAUAGGAAAGCGAUCAAAUGUUAUACAGAAUUCCCUUGUUUCUGAUUAUGUGCUGAGUGAGGUUGAUGAAGAUUACUUACAAUAUCUGAAUUCUGUUUUGAUUGUUGAUGGUGAGGUGGGGUGUAGGCCUGAGAGGAAUACCUCAAAGACAGACAACGUGGAUGGUGACAGUAAUUCCUCUGAGCCAGAUGUUAUUCUUCUAGAACCUGAUCAAAUUCAUGAAAACACUCCAUUUGUUUCUUCGAAAACAUAUGAUUCAUCUUGGUUCGAAACUGAAAAGAAUCCCAAAGACAACUGGCAAUUACCUGCUUACGGUAAUUCUCAGUUUAGGAGAAGACUUAUGAAUGAUCUUCAAAGGCCUUAUGACCAAGAAGAAUGUGAUAGACUUCUGCUUGAAGUACGUCAGAAAAAACAAAAGGAACGUCAUAGAGAAACACGUCAUGGGGUGGUCAAGUUUUGUCGCACUAGGGGUGUCAGCGAAUCAUAUCUUGACUUGUACCCUGAUCUAGCUAAAGCAAUUGCCGAAUUCAAAAAACCGGAAAAGGUUUUGUUUCUCUUGCGUGGAUUUAUUUUCUGGUUGCAAAAUGUGACCCACGAAGGAAAAUUUCGACCUUGGCUUGACAAGCAUUGUUUGGACUUUUUACGACAAAUAAAAAAUUGGAAUCUUGCUAAAUUUGGAAGCAAGAGUUUAACUAACAUAGUCAACAAAGUUUACAUACGUACAGUUAAAUCUAUCUUGGAACUUUGACCUAGUUGUAGAAAGAAAGAUAGCUAGAGUUGUGGUUCUCAUCAGGAGUUCUUUCAUUUCUGUUAAACCGUGGUUCUCUUUUUGUCCACCGUUUUUUGUACCAUUGAGAAGAUGGUGAUAAACUGAUAAUUGAGGGGCUUAGGUGGCUAGCAUAUGCUGUAAUAUAAUGUUAUAUUCUUCCUAAGCUAGUUUUUGUUGAGCCCAAA